UUAUAGUUUCCUGUUGCGAUAAGUGUGAUGCAAUUACUAGCUGAGAAAAUAUUUUUUUAAAAAGCUGGAAUGCCCAAAUACCCAAGUCUACCACAUCAUUGCUAAGCCAGCUCUUCAGUGAGUCUAGCUGUCACUGUAUGGAUGGGGAUAAGAUAUGAAGCAGGCAAAGACUAAAUAACCACAUGAUGUCAACGUAGCCAGGGACAGAAGUAAAAGUAAAAGGCUUUUCUUUCAUGACAGGAUCCAUGGUCUUAAGGAUACAGAUAAUCUAGGGUUACUAUUUCUCAAAGAGGGCAAUCAGUGAAAAAUAUAAAUGUCUGAAGAUAAAUCAGAUUUUCUAAACAAGUCAUCAUAUUACAGGGACUUUGAGCUCCUUAAAAUGGCCGAACACAGCUAGUGAAUGACAAGUAAUGUUUUUUUCUUGUGCUGCUAAAAAAACAAGAUGAGUCGGAUUUACCUCAGCAGUGGCUGGCUUGAAGUACCAUGGGGAGAUGGUGACUUAGGCUCCUGGGCAGAUCGAUCACCGCUGCAUGAAGCUGCAAGUCAAGGUCGUCUUCUUGCUCUGAGGACAUUAUUAUCACAAGGUUAUAAUGUAAAUGGAGUAACCAUAGACCAUGUCACCCCACUCCACGAGGCCUGCCUGGGUGAUCAUGUGGCAUGUGCAAGGACUCUUCUGGAAGCUGGAGCUAAUGCAAAUGCAGUCACGAUAGAUGGUAUAACUCCCUUAUUCAACGCGUGCUCACAAGGCAGUGCAAGCUGUGCAGAACUGCUUUUGGAAUAUGGUGCCAAAGCCCAGCUGGAGUCCUGUUUUCCAUCUCCAACACAUGAGGCUUCGAGGAAAGGGCACCAUGAAUGUCUCGACAUUUUGAUAUCCUGGGGCGUAGACGUUGACCAAGACAUUCCUCACCUGGGAACUCCCCUUUAUGUAGCUUGUAUGUCACAGCAGUUCCAUUGCAUCUGGAAGCUUCUUUAUGCUGGUGCUGAUGUACACAAAGGCAAGUACUGGGACACUCCACUACAUGCUGCUGCUCAGCAACCCAGUACUGAAAUUGUGAACUUAUUGCUAGAAUUUGGAGCAGACAUCAAUGCCAAGAACACAGAACUUUUGCGGCCUGUUGAUAUGGCUACAUCUAAUAGUGCUGUAGAAAGAGUACUUCUUCAACAUGAAGCUACGCCAAGUUCUCUUUACCAACUCUGUCGCCUCUGUAUCCGCAACUACAUCGGAAGACAAAGGUUGCAUCUUAUCCCCCAGCUUCAGUUACCAACGUUGCUGCAGAAUUUCUUACAGUACCGAUAACACAGUAAAUAGUUUUACAUUCUUUGAAAGUCAAAAAUUUCUAUUUCACUUUCUUUUUAAAAUAUAGAAUGAUACAGGUCACCUGGGCAAGCAGUGAAAUCUCACCAGAUUUUCAUUUAAAGAAUGCUCAUUAGUACUGUUAAUGAGUUUUUAUGGUCUUUUGGAUUAUGUUUAAAAUAUCUACACUAUGUUAGCUAUCUCAGUGUACCCUCUUGGCUUUGGGGAAAAUGUAUUCACUUUAUGUUUUAUGUUAUAGAGCACAAAAUUGCAUACUUUUACUAAAUUUUUAAUUCAAUUAUAAAUUUCAUACUAUAUUACACGUUGAAGGAUCUGUAUUCCUCAAAUAAUGGGUUAACUGUAAUUUUCAGCUACUGCCAUUGGUUAUCUCUGUGUUUUUAAUAUUGACAAAAAUUCUAGAGCAACUAAUAUGCUUUUUGAAAUAAAAAUGAAUUAUACAGUU
Molecule: messenger RNA, 1757 nt
Organism: Mesocricetus auratus (golden hamster)
Lineage: Eukaryota; Metazoa; Chordata; Mammalia; Rodentia; Cricetidae
Gene: Asb5
Product: ankyrin repeat and SOCS box containing 5
Exons: 7
Coding region: 443-1297 (284 amino acids)
Biological process (GO): positive regulation of protein catabolic process; intracellular signal transduction; protein ubiquitination
Molecular function (GO): protein binding
Source: RefSeq, a predicted model, not a curated record